This is a messenger RNA of Arvicola amphibius (Eurasian water vole), 4025 nucleotides long. It is a transcript of the gene Scel, whose product is annotated as sciellin. Gene Ontology annotation, biological process: epidermis development. Lineage: Eukaryota; Metazoa; Chordata; Mammalia; Rodentia; Cricetidae. The transcript has 32 exons. Gene Ontology annotation, cellular component: cytoplasm. Bases 1346 to 3340 code for a protein of 664 amino acids. The record is from RefSeq and is a predicted model, not a curated record.
UCUUACACAUUAUAAUCACUAUUUAAAUCACAAUAAUGUAGUGAAGGCCUCUGAUAACCCAUCAACCUCCAGUGUGGUCCUAUUGCAACAUCUUGGUUUUGGCCAAUGGGAAGAGAAAGUGCCCCAAUAAAUGCUGGAAGCAGUUUCUCAAUUUACCUUCUGGGAGGGAAGUCAGUUACGUUAGGACACUAUGCUAAAAAGGCCUGAGAGGUGCCUGUUGUUGUAGUGGAGCAGCCAUGAGCUCAUUCACAAUUCUGUUAUCAUAGAAUAAAAGGGAAAAUAAAUUGUGAUGGAAGCUAGCUGCUUCUGUUACAAUAGUAUCAUUAUAUUUUCUAACUUAUAAAAUAUUUUUAUCUCACUAUAUGUUUAGCACUUCUUUACAUUUUUUUUUUCAGUAAAGUUAAUAAUCCCCACUCCAUGUCCUGCAUGUUUUUUCUUAGAUGUAUUUUUUUGGAGUUUCAUAUUCUAAGCACUUUGUUCAUUUAAUUUUCUGUGUGGUCUAUAGAGGGUAAUGCAAAUUAAUCUAGUAUGUUUCUUUUAUAUAUUUAUUCUUUUAAACUAACACCCCUGCUUGGUAUAUUUGUGGAUGGUGCUUAUAUAAUCUGUGCAACACGCAACUAUAGUCCUUAUAAAGUAACUACAAUUAUAUCUAUAGGCGGUUUGUAGUCACAGUGACUUCAUGCUCUGGGAGUGUGAAAUCAAGCAUGGUUUGGAUAGUGCUUCCUUUGUGCUCACCUCUCAGUUGUGAUGUCUAAGGUGUAAUCCCCCUGCCAUCUUGUCCGUUCCUUCUAGUCAUCAUUUGAUGGACAGCCUUUUCAGAGACUGCAGUUUCCUCUUCUAUCUGGUGUAGGGAUCACAUAUGUGCAGCUGAUCUUUAUCCAGGAGUCCUUCUCCCUGAGUAUCCUCCGGGGAAAUAGAAACAAUUAUUAGAGGAGAAGCUGAGAGGCUAGAGCUCACAGGCUCUGCACUGGAGUGGGCUGGAGAGGAAGAAGGGCUGGAGACCAUUAUUCGCUAGUAUCUUCUGCUCCGGCACACCAUCAGCAAUGAUCAUAGACUGUCUACAGGUGACUGUAAUGUAGUCCCUGUGCUAACGUCCUGAGGAUUUGAUAUAACUGCUGUCUCUGUAUUUUUCUUGUUUUUCAGGUGGUCAUUAUGGCGAAUAGGAAGUGGCUGAUUUAUUUCAUUUGCCUCUCCCCAUGGAUGACCCACUCAGUCUUCCUUGUUUACAAACUCCAGGAGGGUCAUACAUGGUUCACAAAUGAUUCACAGACCGUGAGAGCUGACUCCUGUUGAGUCAACAAGGCCCAGGAUGUACCAGAGGGAGUCUACAGACAUUUCAAUAUAAAUGUGGAUUUCAGGAUCUUCACUAGAAUCCAGCAUGUCGAAUUUUUCCUCGAGAAAAAAGGCUCCUACUGGAAAUGAUUCGAAGAGCACCCAGGGGGCUGUACUGAGACAACAGGGCUUUCAUGAUAUGAACAAAAGAAGGGCUUUCUUACAGGAUAACAGCUGGAUAAAGAAACGUCCUGAGGAGGAAAAAGAUGAGAAUUACGGCAGGGUGGUGCUCAGCCGGCAUAACUCCCACGACGCCUUGGACAGGAAAAUGGCCGAGAGAGAUGAGCCAAAAGCCACGAUUAGCCGGUACAGAUCUGAUGAAGCUCUGGACAGAAAACUGUCCACACUUAGGACACCAGAAGCAACUAAGACGCCAGCUGGUAGCUCCCUUCACACAAACCACACCACCACGGCUUCCACACCUGCUACCACCCCUGUGAAGAAAAAGAGACAGUCCUGGUUCCCACCACCCCCUCCUGGUCACAGCGCCUCUCCAAGCCCAGGAGCUAGCAGAAGGGAUCCAGCCGUUCACCCUCCGAUACCUCCUAAACCGUGCUCUCCCAUUGCGUCUCCUAAACAACUGAGACAGAAUAAUAGGCAGAUACAUGCAGCUACAUCAGGUACAUAUGGAGAAGCCAAUAGACAUCUUGAAAGAAAUAUCAGGACUGAGGAUCUCGAUGACAUCAUCAGGGUGGCUGCUUCACUUCAGAAAACUGACAAAGGUGAAGAACUGGACAAUCUCAUCAGAAUGAACAAAAGCUUGAACAGAAAUCAAGGUCUUGACGGCCUCUUCCGAGCAAACCGGAAGGCACAACAGAUAGACAAGAGAGCCCAGAGUCUUGAAAGUCUCAUCUAUAUGAACACCCAGAUGGACGGAGAUGCCAAAGGGAAUCCAGCCUUUGGAAGUCUUAAGAAAAUCCAUCAAAGGACGGACAAAGAGAAAGGCCAAGGCCUCAGACCAGUUCCCAAAAUGAGUGUCACAGAAGACAAAAGCAGCAGAAGAGGUAGAGAGCUUGAUAAUGUUAUGAAGAUCAAGUCCAGAGGACAUGAGAACACCUCUGGGAAACAAGACCUUGAUGGAUUGAUUAGAGUGAAUCCUGAAACACACACAAAUAUGAAGAGGGGCCAGAGCCUUGACAAUCUGAUCAAAGUCACCCCAGAAGUAAACAAGAGUAACCACGGGAGUCAAAAUCUUGACAAUUUCAUCAAAGCUGUGCCCACAACCAACAGAGCUGACCAUGGCUAUCAACAUGGUCUUGAUGAACGUAUUACUACAUGCUCCAAAGCUACCAAAACUACUGCUGGACACCAAGAUCUUGAUAAGUCCAUCAAAGUAAAUCCUGCUGUUCUUGAAAACAAUCAAAGAAUCCAUGACCUGGAUGGCAUCAUCAGUGGGAAUCCUACAGUGACCAGACAAAGCCAGGACUUGGACAACCUUAUUAAAGUGAAGUCUCCUGCUCUCAGAAACACAAAUCGAGACCGGGGCCUAGAAAACUUAACUGAAGUAGAUUCUCAUAUAUCUGAAAAUAAGAAUGGAAGGCUUGAUGGCCAAGUCAAUGGAUUCACCAAAAAUCUUCUCAAGGAGUCCACAAGAACCUCUGUCUAUUCUUAUGAAGCCAGAAACAGCCUCAGCUCCAAUGUUGGCACCAGGAAUAUUGGCCCUAAGGACACGGUUGUCUACACAAGGACAUAUGUGGAGCAUAGUAGAUCACCAAAGGAUGGAUAUCAGGAAAAUAUCUCAGGAAAAUAUAUACAAACUGUUUAUUCAACUUCAGAUAGGUCUGUCAUUGAAAGAGAUAUGUGCACUUACUGCCGCAAGCCCUUGGGGCUAGAAACCAAAAUGAUUUUAGAUGAAUUGCAGAUCUGCUGCCAUUCCACCUGCUUUAAGUGUGAAAUAUGCAAACGGCCUUUGGAAAAUCUGCAAGCCGGUGACAGUAUCUGGAUUUAUAGGCAGACUAUACAUUGUGAGCCCUGCUACUCCAAAGUGAUGGCCAAGUGGAUUCAGUAACACUGAUAAGUGGAAAUGAAGAUGAAAAGCCUUCACUGAGGAAUUUAAAGAUACAUUUUAAGAAUAUAUAAUCUAGAAAAGAUUUACAUUGAAGAUUAUCUCUUGUAUCAACAAUUUUGUUAUUGCACAAAUAAUCUAAUUACUUUGAAUAAGAUCGGACACAUGAAAAGAGCCAUGUGGUAUUUGGCAAGAUCUAGUGAUAAAUACUCACAUAGCUCUUGCUACCAAAGUCAAUGGCAGAGAGCAUUGUCAACCCUGCACAGGCCAACCCUGCUCCAUAUUUAGCUGCCCAUCAUGAUUUUCAAUAACCAAGUUUCCCAUCUUCUCACCUAUCUUCCCCUAAUAGUUUGUAUUAGCGCUUUAUUGAUACCCUGACAAAUAGGCUGAUAGAAGCAAGAUAUACUUCUUCCUUUUUCUACAAACGAAAAUGCACAUAGAAAUUUUCUUACAAGAAAAAUUUUCAAGAAGAGCAAUGUAACAAGUUGUUUGAACCUUUGAAAGUCAAAGUUCCCAGACUUCUGUGAUGUUCUCUCUGACGCCACAAACAUUAGACAAAGUAAUUUCUAAAGUCCCAUUUUGCCUUUCCAGUUAUCUGAUUAUAAAAAUGGAAUUUUCUGCCGGGCGGUGGUGGCGCACGCCUUUAAUCCCAGCACUCGGGAGGCAGAGGCAGGCGGAUCUCUGUGAG